Molecule: messenger RNA, 684 nt
Organism: Acanthosepion pharaonis
Lineage: Eukaryota; Metazoa; Mollusca; Cephalopoda; Sepiida; Sepiidae
Source: the annotation of a GenBank genome assembly
AUGUCAUGGAUUUCACACUUGUCUCGAUUUCUCUCUUUCUCCAAGCCAUUAAUUCUCUUUCCAUUCUCUUUUUACUUCACUUUUAUAUUUUCUUUUACUGUGUGCUCUCUUCAUCAUCUAUCUAUUAUCUAUGUUUAUUCUUUGUUUUAUCUAUCUAUCUAUCUAUCUAUCUAUCUAUCUAUCUAUCUAUCUGUUGAUUGCUCCAUCUUCACAGAUGACUGCCAGAUUGUGUACACUUCUUUCUCUGGCCUCAGCUAUCAUUCCACGGCCUGGGUUGACUCCUGUUUCUUAAUUUCUUUUAGUUUUUACAUCUAUCGUGGCCAAUUCUUCCCUUCUUUCUUACUUUUUUCUUUCUUUCUUUCUUUUUUCAGUAUUUGGCUUCUCUUUAAUUAUUCCCAUUUAUUCUUUCUUUCUUUCUUUCUUCCUUUCUUUCUUUCUUUCUUCUCUUUAAUAUUCCCAUUUAUUCUUUCGUUCUUUCUCCUCUUUUUAGUUAUUCCCAUUUAUUCUUUCUUUCUUCUUUCCUCCUUCAUUUCUUUCUUUCUUUCUUUCUUUCUUUCUUUCUUUCUUUCUUUCUUUCUUUCUUUCUUUCUUUCCCUUCCCUAUAAUUAUUCCCAUUUAUUCUCUCUUUCUUUAAUUAUUCCCAUUUAUUCUUUCUUUCUUUCUUUUUAUUAUUCUUUUCUUUAA